AUGGCCAAUGGAAAUAGCUUCUUGGAUGAAUUGCCGAAAAGUUUGAAGACAGAGGUGUCCGAAAUCUGUGAGAAACUACCUUCAGCAAUAGGUAUAUUCGAGCAGGUCUUUGAAUACGCUAAAGGAUCACAGGUUGCACAGAAAAGAGCCAAAAUUAGUGAAUCUGAGUCCGCUUUAAAUCCUAACGCAGCUAUAUUUACCUUAAAGGAUGUUUCAGUGCUAAGUCCGGUCCGAAAGAAACUGGAUUUAGUCAUUUCGACUAGUCCCGAAACGACAAAGCCGAUCCUUCUACUGCUGAAAGACACUAAUAUGCAGUUAAAGAUUUCCGAAUUGAGUCAAAACGUGAAAUUCGCUUCGUUUUUGCCCGUCCCAGAGAAACCAAAUUCCAUGUAUCUGUAUUUCCACUAUAUCGAAGACGCUGGCGCAGGACAGGCCGAUUCGCUGCUCAUCAAUUUAAACAAGGAUGCAGUGCUCAAGCAGUUCCAGAAUUCGGGUAUACUAGCAGGUCCAGAGCAGACAUUCGAGCAGUGCAUAGAAUACAUGAGAAAGCAAGCGAUAUUGGUGGGAUUCCGUAUUUCAAGCCCUUUUUCGUCCCUAGCAAGCGAAACCGUAUAUUUCCACGUUGAGUGCCACAGAGGCAUUAAAGAAGGUACGCUGUAUUUUUUGCCCAACCAUUUACUUUUUGGAUUCAAAAAGCCGAUCUUGCUCUUUAAUUCGCAAGACAUUGAAUCAAUAACGUAUUCCUCAAUCACAAGAGUCACUUUUAAUGUAACAAUAACUAGCAAAGUGGGUGAAAAAUACGAAUUCUCUAUGAUAGAUCAAAAUGAGUUUACCAAAAUAGAUGAGUACGUCAAGACCAAACAGGUGACGGACAGAUCAAUGAGUGAUGAGUUCAAAGCCAAGCCCAUGGGUAAGGGCCAAAAAUUGGUCGAAGGCAAUUCUGCGCUCAGGGAAGCUGCCCAACAACUGGAAGGUGAAGGGAGUUCGACUGAAUUGCCUCUUGAAUCCGACGAUGAGGAGGAAGAUGAAGAUUUCAGAGCGGAAAGCGAAUUAUCCGAUGGAAGCGAAGGAGAUCCAUCCGACGCAGAACUUCGAGACGAAGGUUACAAUGGGAACCCAGAAUAUGUUCAUAUGGAAGAAUAUGAAGCAGAAGCAAACGGCGAUGAACAACUUGAUGAUGAACUCAGAGAUUACGCAUCAGAGGAUAUUCCCUUGGGGGAGGGUGAGGAAGAAGAUGGUUCCGGGGUAGAGUACGAUUGA
This is a messenger RNA of Lachancea mirantina, 1260 nucleotides long. The record is from the annotation of a GenBank genome assembly. Lineage: Eukaryota; Fungi; Ascomycota; Saccharomycetes; Saccharomycetales; Saccharomycetaceae.